Ostrea edulis (European flat oyster) is the source of this 1579-nucleotide messenger RNA. RefSeq names its product lymphocyte expansion molecule-like. The transcript has 11 exons. Lineage: Eukaryota; Metazoa; Mollusca; Bivalvia; Ostreida; Ostreidae. The coding region runs from base 132 to 1412 and encodes 426 amino acids. The record is from RefSeq and is a predicted model, not a curated record.
AGUGCGACCCGUUUUGUUAUGGGUUGCCAUGUGACGUUUUCCCGCUGAAGAGGCAUAUAGCUUUAGAAAAAAGAUGUUGAAGUGAAACAUUUCGCGGGAUUUUAUCAGUUGAUUUGGACCAAAACCUAACCAUGGCCGAGAAGAAGUAUGCCGGGGCUCCUUUUGGAACACAAACAGCGAGGUUUGAUGUCUCUGGUGUACAUCCAAAAAGCAAGUACCCUGGGACCUUCACAGAAAUCCCGUAUGAUAAAAAAUCCAUUGAUGAAUUGAAUCGUCGACUGGCCCCAGGUACAUACAAAGUGGAUGUGGGCGGGUUCAACAAGAAAUCAGUGGAUGAGCGGGCUGGUGGGCCGGGUUGGGCUCGAGCAUACGAAGUGGAGAGAAUGGCUGCCCUUCCACAUCUGUUACACAAAGACCAGUGGGAAAUGAAGAAGCUUCUGCAAAGAAAGCUAGCUCCUGGAUCAUACGACAUCAAGGAUUUCCUCCAGGCGUCUGACGAAAAACCCAGAAGUAUUCGAGGAAUUUGUCAGACGAGAGAUCAGCGGUUCAAGGAGAAUGUAGCAGCAAACGAGACUCCUGGUCCGGGUACAUACGGCAAGGGAGGGAUUCCCCACACAGCUGUGGAGGAGAAAGCACGACUGUCCACCAGCACUGUGGGCAUGCUAGACGCCGGAUCCUCCACGCCCAGAAAUCUACCCACUGUUGGCUCUGAGCUAGGACCAGGGACGUACAACUUUAAGAGUUUUACCCAGGAGACCGUGGACAAGGUGACCAGUCUGAGGGGCCCGUACGACUUGUUCUCCGGGGACAGAAACAAACCUAUCUCCGAUGGGUACCUCGCUGCUCCGAAACUGGCAGACCUUGGCCCUGGGCAGUAUGAGCUAAAAUCCUUUGUUGACGAUUGGAAGACAGAACAUAGAAUCCGACAGGGCAAAUUUGGUAAAGUGGAGCAACACCCUAAAAAAGGCACGGAGCGGAUAUUUUGUUCCACACUACAGCAGUGUCCCAAAGAGGAGGGAACUCCUGGACCAGGUACAUAUGAACCUAAACAGCUGUCCAAACCCGAGACCAAAAACUCGCCUGGCUUCCUGUCUACAGCUCAGAGGAAUGACCGGGUGUCUCAAAGGUUUUUCACUAGGAACUUUAACCCUGUUGGUGCUGGUCGCUAUGACGUCCAGAAGUGGGAGGAGUCUCAGCAUAAGAACGGCCAUGGCAGUGUGUUCCAAUCCAGGACUGGUAAACUCAAUGCUGUCAUGGAGAAAUUCCUCAAAGAGAGGGUGCGUGCUAAAGAUGUGAGAUUACAGGACCGUGUAUUCCUGGUGACCCCUGAACCCCCAGAAGUCUACGUUGGUCGUUCUAAAGCUCAGAUGGAAUUUGCUGCCAGACGUGCUGCUACCGUGGCCAACAAGUAACUUGCAAUUCAGUAUUGGAUCGGAGCAAAGACUGACGUUUUUUAUACCUGGAGUUCUGUGAUAAUGAGAGUAUUUUUGUCCCCGACUUACGGGCGGCAUUUACUUCACCGUUACAAUCACCUGCUCUGCACAGUAUUACAAUUAAAAUUAUAGUACUAUAGCUGUCA